Molecule: messenger RNA, 1253 nt
Organism: Pezoporus flaviventris
Lineage: Eukaryota; Metazoa; Chordata; Aves; Psittaciformes; Psittacidae
Gene: LY9
Product: lymphocyte antigen 9
Exons: 7
Coding region: 46-1143 (365 amino acids)
Biological process (GO): T cell activation
Cellular component (GO): external side of plasma membrane
Source: RefSeq, a predicted model, not a curated record
GCACAUGCUGGGUGCAGGGAGCUCCCCUCCACUCGCCGUGGGUCGAUGGAUGGGUUUUGGUGCCUGACCCUCGCCUUCGUCCUUCAGCAAGCAACGCGCAGCACCCGCGGCACGGAGCUGAUCGGCGCCGUGGGCAGCUCCAUCACCUUCCACCUCCAGAGCCCGGCGGGGGAAGCUGCCGCCUGGAGCUUCCACGGCGACGUGGUGGUGACCGUGCGCUUCGGGGACCCUCCGGAGGCCACCUUCUUCGACGACAGCUUCAAGCCCCGCUUGGCCUUCCCCGGCAACGGCAGCGCGCUCAGCAUCUCCCGGCUGAGCCUGGAGGACGCGGGCACCUACACGGCGAAGAGCGCGGGCACCAAAACCGCCUUCACUUUGCGCGUUUACGGGGUGCUGGAAGAGCCCACGGUGACCUGCACCGGGCAGAACUGCUCCGCCGGGGUCUGCCGCUACGCCCUGCUCUGCGCCGCCAACGGCGCCGGCGCUGGCGACGUCUCCUACGCCUGGAGCAUGGGGAGCACGUGGAGCGCCGGGGCCGCGGUGCUGGUGGAGGAAUCCCCCGUCGAGGAGCCGCUCCUCACGUGCACGGCUCAAAACCCCGUCAGCAGCCGCAACAUCACCGUCGGCUCGGCCGCGGCCCUCUGCGCGGGCACCCACUCCAGCAGGAGGGCUGUGAUUGCGGCCGCAGCGGUGGUCGGAUCCGGAGCGCUUUUAGCAUCCGUUAUCCUCGUGCUCUGCUGUAAACCCAAAGGCUGGAGGAUCUUCCAUCUGCCUGCAGAUGAGGCUGUGAACACAGAGGCCAGAGCAGAGUACACCACGGUGUAUGCCCAGGUCGGCCCCUUCCAGCAGGUCUACCUGCAAGAGGGCUCCAUGACGACACCGACCCCCGGCGCUGAGACCUCCAAACCCACCCCUCCCACGGCGCCGGCUACAGCCCAGGUGAGCCGUGGCUCGUGGCCAUCUCCCCUAAAGGGGCUCCAGCCCCAAGCAAGGAGAUGGGGAAGACCCCAGGGAGAGAGAUGUAACCCCUGGACCCACAGGCAGGAGCAGAUGGGUCCUCACUGGGCUUUCCUGGGCUCCAGAGCAUCAAACCAAGCCCAUGGGUCCCCUCUCUCUUGCCAAUGGAGGGAUUGGGUUCCGUGAGCCCAAGCAAAGCUUUUGUCCCUUUGUGGUUGCAGACGGAUGAUGAGAAGAUGGGUAAGGGCCUGCCAGGCUGCUGGGGGCAGGAGGAGAAAACCCUCUACGCGUUGGUC